AUGGCGCAACUUAGCGAUCACCCUCUGAUAUCCACCAAACCCUCUGAUACCGGUCUCCUCGUCUCUCUGCACCCUCUCGUCCUCCUCACAGUAUCCGACCAAGUCACAAGACAUUCAGUACGAAAACAGUCAGGCCCCGUUGCGGGCGCACUUCUUGGACAGCAAAAAGGGCAGGAAAUUACAGCAGAACAUGCAUUUCAAGUAGCGUUGGUUCAAGGUCCAGAAGGUCAGUGGCAGUUCAACGAAGUCUGGAUGGGAACAAGAAUUCAACAGUAUAAGGAUGUUCACAAAGCACCGGCUCUCGAAUUUGUUGGAUGGUUCACUCUUUGUCCCAAAGAUGGGCCUCUCCCGGAACUCGUUCCCCUCCAGAAACAAGCAACCACUCUCUACAAUGACAACGCCAUCCUUCUUGCUUUACACCCAGAAUUGAUCAAGACCGCCAAUAUGGCAGGUGGGAAGCUGCCAAUAUCCGUCUACGAGAGUGUUCUCGAUGUCGAACCGCCCAAAGGUGAUGGUUCAAUGCAGGUCGAUGGGGAGGAGUUAUCUGUGAUCAAGUUCCGACAAUUGCCAUACACGAUCGACACCGACGAGACAGAAAUGAUUGCAAUUGAUUAUGUGGCCAAGGGAGCCGGCAGUGCCGCAGCAGUAGACGAGACAUCAUCUGAAGAGCGAGUCCCAACCCCCAAGCCCGUCGAAUCAUCACAGGCAGAUAAGAAAGGCAAGAGACGGGCUGAUCCACUACCAGGAGCCACAGAACAGAGAGAGACGAACGGGGUAGAGGAGAACGUAAAAACACUCACUGUCGAAGAAGAGGACCAAAUUGCCAGCAUAACCACUCGGUUGAACAGUGUAAAGAUGCUGCAAGCCCGCAUUUCUCUCCUUCGCAGUUUCAUCCAGUCUCUCCCCCCAACCUACAUUUCCGACCAAGAUUCUGCUUCACUGACUCCUACAUCACCGGAUCCCUCUCACCUUCCACACCUGCGCGAUAUACAAGCCCUGCUCACGCGCCUAUCUCUGCUGACGCCAAUUGAAUCUGCAUCUUCCGUACAGCCUUUAGCGGCCGUCUCACAAGCGCAAUCCAACGACGUCGCUUUAGCCAGCAUGCUCUCGAUCCUUGGUCAGGAUAUCCAGGCCAUGAGUGAGCUUGGCCGCAAGUUUGCAACGGUUGAUAACAAUCGUGGCUCAAAAGGCAAGCUCGGCGGCUCCAAAAAUGGUGGCGUUGCUGGAGGUGGAGCCGGUGCAUUCGCAGGCUUGGAUGAAGCUGAUGGCCGAUUUGGCGGGGUUGCGAUGAGCGGUGGAAGUACUAUGAUGGUGUGA
Rhinocladiella mackenziei CBS 650.93 is the source of this 1317-nucleotide messenger RNA. RefSeq lists its product as uncharacterized. NCBI's taxonomy places the organism in Eukaryota, Fungi, Ascomycota, Eurotiomycetes, Chaetothyriales, Herpotrichiellaceae. The transcript has 2 exons. Bases 1 to 1317 code for a protein of 438 amino acids. The record is from RefSeq and is a predicted model, not a curated record. Gene Ontology annotation, molecular function: protein binding; metallopeptidase activity. Gene Ontology annotation, cellular component: COP9 signalosome. Gene Ontology annotation, biological process: protein deneddylation.